Molecule: messenger RNA, 1506 nt
Organism: Drosophila biarmipes
Lineage: Eukaryota; Metazoa; Arthropoda; Insecta; Diptera; Drosophilidae
Product: retinol-binding protein pinta
Exons: 4
Coding region: 286-1227 (313 amino acids)
Cellular component (GO): membrane
Molecular function (GO): phosphatidylinositol bisphosphate binding
Source: RefSeq, a predicted model, not a curated record
GCCCCCAAACCAACCACCUCCACGACCACCACCACCCUGUCCACAAAUGUCUUCGUGCAUUGUUAAAUCGGCUUAUGAUCAGGGAAAAGUACGUUGAUUCCACAUGUUACUCGUAUAUCAUUUCGGCAGUCGGCGAGGUAUUUUCAAACGGUAAACAUAUGCACGCAAUCCGAUUUUCCAGCGGUGGAUUAACUUGGAACAGUCUAAACCGCGGCUGGGAAGUAAUUAUCCAAAGAGGGUCAACUAUCGAAGGGGAUUAUUCAAAAAAUUGAUUCCCUUUAGAAAAUGAGUUUGGUGCGACCUCUUAAGCCCGCCCUCCAAGACAUAUGCAUCAGGGAGUUGAACGAGGUGCCCCAGCGGGUGUCCCAGGACAUCGAGGCUCUGCGAGAAUGGGUCUUGAAGCAACCGCAUCUGCGGGCCUGCACCGACGACCAGUUCCUGCUCGCCUUUCUGCGCGGGACCAAGUUCAGUCUGGAGCGAGCCAAAGAGAAGUUUGAUCGGUUCUAUACGCUACAGGGAUCCAUUCCCGAGGUCUUCAAUGACCGUCGACUGGCCACCGACCCGCAGGUCCUAGAUAUAAUAAGGAUGGGAGUUCUCCUCCAAAUUCCCAUGGAUGCGGACGAUCCGGGACCUCGCGUGACCAUCAUUCGGGCUGGUUCCUACGACACCAGCAAAUACAAGUUCCAGGACAUAAUACGCGUAGGUUCCAUGUUCGGUGAGAUCAUGAUGUUCGAGGACGAUAAUGCCACAGUCAGCGGUUAUGUGGAGAUUAUGGAUAUGUCGGGGGUUACGGGAACCCACCUCUUCGCCCUCCAGCCGCAGUUGCUGAGCAAGUUUUCCUCCUAUGCGGAUGAGGCCAUGCCGACGCGCCAGAAGGGCAUUCACUUUAUCAAUGUUCCUGCGGCCUUCGAAACUGGGUUCAACUCGCUAAGAUCCUUUUUCCCGGCCAAAAUCAAGAGCCGGAUCUCGGUGAGCUCCGACCCGGCGGCUAUAUUCGACAUAGUGCGCCGUGAAUACCUACCUAAGGAGUACGGAGGAACAAGGGGCAGCAUGCAGGACAUAAGCCACACCAUGGAGGCGAAACUCACCAGUUAUGGACCCUACUUUCAGGAGUCCCAAAGUUUUGGCGCGAAUAACAAGUUGCGCGAGUUUGGGGAUAGUGUCCGGAAGAAUCAUCGAUCCUCCUUUGGGGCUGUGGGGUCCUUUCGAAAACUGGAAAUCGACUGAAGCCCACCAGCACUAACUAAUCAAUGUCAACUGCGCAGAUACCUUAAUCUUAUCUGGAAAAGCAGGCAGUCGCAAUUCCAAACAUAUCGAGUUGUAGAUUAUCCAAUAUAUAAAAUCCCUCGGGAGGUUUGUGGAAAACUGGUGAGCCAUAACCACAAAGCGCCAGAAUAUGUGAUCUGUGACAUUUUCAGGAGAACACUAUGCAUAUUCGUUAAAAUAGACACCUAUUAUAAAUAUAUGUUUUUAGUUUUGUUAAUAAAUUGUACUCUAUUAAUUAAA